UGUAAAAUUUACAAGUUGUUUGGUAUUUUUGUUACUAAGAGCUCAUAAAAUGUUACGUGCCUUAAUAUUGGCGGCAUUAAUUUGUGUCUACUGUGGCACACUUCCUUCAAUGGCUGCCCAGACAUUUUCAGUUAAUAGGCGUCCCAUAACAAUAACCACAAAUGGCAUACCACCACCGCCAUCAUCAUCAUCACUCGCGACCAGCAAGCCUGAUCAAGUAAUUGAUUCGAACAACAGCAACCAACAACAGGAUGAAGAACGUUAUUAUCAUCCGGCCGAGGACAAAAAACCAAGAGUUUUAGAAGAAUUUAAUCGUAAUUUUAAGGAUGGAAGUUAUGAAUACAAAUUCAUUUUAAGCAAUGGUGUCACACGCUAUGAAAAAUCCUACUGGAAACCAAUGGGACUUGGUGAAAAACUAUUGGCUCGCAAGGGUUUCUAUUCACACCCACUAACAAAUCAUAAAUAUUUAACAGUAUUCUAUACGGCUGAUGAAAAUGGCUAUCAACAAGAUACAUCCAAAUAUACGAAUGUUGUACCAACGUUGCCAAAGCAUUUGCAAGUACCUCAGCUACAAUUCCCACAGGAGACGAUAAUAAUAACGAAUCCAACAACAACAACACGUAAACCAACUACUACAACACGUAGAACAACUACAACGACACGUAGACCAACAACUACAAGAAGAACCACAACAACAACUACGACACGUAAACCUAAAACUACAACAACACGACGACCGGUGGUAAAACCUUCCGAAUUCAGCUGGAUUUACUAAAACAUAUAAGGAGGAAUAAAGAAAAAAAACAGUAUAUGUUUUGCUUUUUAGAUAGAGGAAUGACAACAAAAACAACAAUAAUAUUAAAAAUAUGUAAAAUAAAUGCAGGCAAAUAGAGCUACUCACUGAUAGACAAACAGGAAACCGGAUAUAAAAAAAAAUCUAAAAUGAAAGAAACUAAAGUGAUACCAAAACAAAUAAU
Lucilia sericata (common green bottle fly) is the source of this 977-nucleotide messenger RNA. Its product is annotated as integumentary mucin C.1-like. The transcript is spliced from 3 exons. The record is from RefSeq and is a predicted model, not a curated record. Bases 50 to 775 code for a protein of 241 amino acids. Lineage: Eukaryota; Metazoa; Arthropoda; Insecta; Diptera; Calliphoridae.